Messenger RNA from Balaenoptera ricei (Rice's whale), 603 nucleotides. Its product is annotated as keratin, type I cytoskeletal 25-like. The coding region runs from base 1 to 603 and encodes 200 amino acids. NCBI's taxonomy places the organism in Eukaryota, Metazoa, Chordata, Mammalia, Artiodactyla, Balaenopteridae. The transcript is spliced from 2 exons. Gene Ontology annotation, biological process: hair follicle morphogenesis; intermediate filament organization. The record is from RefSeq and is a predicted model, not a curated record. Gene Ontology annotation, molecular function: structural molecule activity.
AUGGAGAUGAGGCCCGGUGUGGACCUCACGGUUCUGCUGAACAACAUGCAAGCUGAGUACGAAGCCCUGGCCAAGCAGAACCGAAGGGACGCCGAGGCCUGGUUCAACGAAAAGAGUGCUCCGCUGCAACAGCAGAUCUCUGAGGAUGUGGGAGCCACCACCUCAGCCCAAACACUGGAAAUUGAACUUCAGUCUCUCCUAGCCAUGAAACACUCCCUGGAGUGCUCCUUGACAGAGACCCAGGGCAACUACUGUGUGCAGCUGGCCCAGAUCCAGGCUCAGAUCGGGGCCCUGGAGGAACAGCUGCACCAGGUCAGGACGGAGACCGAGGGCCAGAAACUGGAGUACGAGCAGCUCCUGGACAUCAAAGUCCACCUGGAAAAAGAAAUCGAGACCUACUGUCUCCUCAUCGGUGGAGAUGAUGGGGCUUGUGAGCCCAAAGGUUACAAGUCUAAAGAUUAUGUAUCUGGAAAUGUGGGAAACCAAAUCAAAGAUCCGGCCAAACCCACAGUGGUUAAGAAAGUCCUUGAGGAGGUAGACCAAAGCAGCAAAAUACUUAUCACCAGGCUCCACUCCCUGGAGGAGAAAUCUCAAAGCAAUUAA